CUCGUCCUGCAGGCCACCCCGCACCGCGACAUCAGCCGCCGCAUGGCCUCCUUCCGCUUCGAGCUGCGCGAGGACUGGCGUCCAGAGCUGCCUCCGCAGGCCCACACUCUGGGCGCGGAUGGUGCCUGCGGGCCCUGUAAUGACACCGUCCUCCUGGCCUUGUGCACUGGCGACUUUGUGAUCCAGGGGACCCUGCACAGGAUUGCCCAUGACACAGAGCUGCAGUCUGUUGUCACUGUGGCAGCUGUCCGUGUCUGCCAGACACUGCCGCUGUUCCAGGCGGGGGGCUCUGGGGGCCCGGUACAGGCCUCCAUUUGCACCCCACUGCGCUGUGGUGUCCGCCCUGGCACUUUGCUUUUUGUGGGCUGGAGCCAUUUUGGUGAGGCCUGGCUUGGCUGUGCACCCCACUUCCAGGAAUUCAGCCGUGCCUAUGCAGCUGCCCAUACCAACCACCUCUGCCCCUUUGAGGUGGUGCCAGACUGAGGGGAAUGGGAGGAGGGCUCUGGAGAGAGGCCACGAGGAGGGUGGAGGGGGAGAUCUCCAAAGGGCGUCACAGUACCAACUGCUUCUGAGGGAGUGGCAAUAACCAAUAAGAAUACGGACUUCAGUAGUCAAUGCAGGUCGAGUGUCUGGUACCUGAGCCCAGCCUCCUUUACACUGCGGGAGACUGAGGGCAGUGGUGUCUUGUCUGAGGCCAUCCAGCUAGGGAGUGGGGCAGUGGCCCACGCCCAUGCCCAUGCCCUGGAGCGGGGGUGCUGCUGGGUGGGGCCUGCAUGGACUCUCCGCCCACAUGAGCUUCGGCUCUGCUGCUCCUGCCUCCACUGUCAGGUGCUCCCAAGGCUCAGAGCGGGAGUGGCAGGUUGCGUCCCUUGGGGCAGGAAGGUCAACAUCACUCCCAGCCUGGGAGGAAGGGGGCUGCACUUUGACUGGGUGCCUACUUCUCUGUGGUUCCACGGGAGCCCAGCAGUCCCUGGCUGCCUCCUGCCCUCAGGCCCCUGCAACUGGCUGAGCAGCUUGGUGUGGUGUAGAGCCCAUGGGAUCCUUGUGGGGUCCUGCUUGUUGCUGUUCCUCUAAGGAGCAUUUCCCACCAC
This is a messenger RNA of Myotis brandtii (Brandt's bat), 1091 nucleotides long. It is a transcript of the gene METRN, whose product is annotated as meteorin, glial cell differentiation regulator. NCBI's taxonomy places the organism in Eukaryota, Metazoa, Chordata, Mammalia, Chiroptera, Vespertilionidae. The record is from RefSeq and is a predicted model, not a curated record. Gene Ontology annotation, molecular function: hormone activity. Gene Ontology annotation, biological process: glial cell differentiation; positive regulation of axonogenesis.